CAUUUCUUCUUCUUCUUCUUAUUCUCUCCCACUCCUCAAAGUUUGAAACCUGAAAAACAAACAAAAACCCUUUUGUGCUUCCUCUCUUUCAAAACCAUAGUUACCAGUCAAAAAGUGCAAUUUUUUUCUUUUUUUUCUGGGGCUCAUUUCUUGCACUUUGUCCAUUAAAAAGUUGAACCUGGUUCUCUUUCAUAAUUUUAUUUUUUAAGCCUCUUUGCCUAAAUAGCAAGCCAGGGAUCAAUUUCCUCAAAUUUCUUUGAUUAAAAAAUAAAAAAUAAAAAAAUCUGGUUUUUGUUCAAAAGGUGGAGUUGAUAUUGGUUGGUUUUGCUUGUUGUGUUCAUUAGCAUUGAAAAAAACGCCUCCUUUUUGAGUUUCCAUGGCUUGUUCAUUGAAGACUGGUUUCUACAUUUCUGGGGUGGAUGAGAUUUCUAAUGGCUCAAAAUCCAAAGGGGUUUCUGGGUUUUGUUCCUCCUUUGGUUUUCCCCAUACUAGGGAACCAAAUUCAAGACAUUUUCCUGUUCUUUAUGCGCGUUUCAUGGGAAAACACCUACUCGUCUCAGAUCAAAAGGGCUUCAGAGAUUUGAAGGUCAAAACCCCAAGAAAUUUCUCUGUUCAUGCACAAGCAUCGAUCUGUGUAAGCAGAGGUAUGAGAUGGUGGGAAAAGACCAUUCAACCCAAUAUGGUGGAGAUCCAUUCUGCCCAAGAGCUUGUAAAUUCUUUGCUUAAUGCUGGUGAUAGAUUGGUUAUAAUUGAUUUCUAUUCACCUGGUUGUGGAGGUUGCAAAACUCUCCAUCCGAAGAUCUGUCAGUUUGCUGAAUUGAAUCCAAAUGCUCUCUUCCUCAAAGUUAACUAUGAAGAGCUCAAAACUAUGUGUCAUGGACUCAAUAUUCAUGUCCUGCCAUUGUUUAGGUUCUAUAGAGGUGCAAAUGGACGUUUAUGUAGCUUUAGCUGCACAAAUGCAACUAUUAAGAAAUUCAAAGAUGCAAUGGCUAAGUAUGGUACAGAACGUUGUAGCCUUGGCCCUGCAAAGGGUUUGGAUGAAAAAGAGCUAUUGAAAUUAGCUUCAAUUGGUGAAAUCUCGAUAGAUUUACCAUUUCCAUCUAAAGAAGAAGAAAGGGUGGAGAAUUUGGUAAUGGAAAGCAUAGAUUUAUCUGGUUCUUGGAGCAAAGCUGGGAAUCAGAUAAAAUUACAAGAAGAGAAGAGUGUUGCAUUGAAGUUUUGAACAAUUUGCAACAGCUUUUUUAGAAUUUCAAAUUAGAAAUGGAGUAAAGAAACUCCCUUUCUUUUUUUGUUUUUGUGCUUUCGUUUUUUUUUUUUUUUUUGUGUGUCCUUUUUAUGUAUAUAAUUAAUAUUAGUAUUUCCAUUAGCAGCAGGGCUUUUGGGUUUUUGUUGCAUUUAGCCCUGCUUUAUUAAUAUUUAUGGAUUGGAUAUUGUUGAUCUGAUUUAAAAGAUUAAUACGGAUCUAUAUUGUUUUUCUUUUCAA
Molecule: messenger RNA, 1483 nt
Organism: Ziziphus jujuba (common jujube)
Lineage: Eukaryota; Viridiplantae; Streptophyta; Magnoliopsida; Rosales; Rhamnaceae
Product: thioredoxin-like 1-2, chloroplastic
Exons: 4
Coding region: 377-1222 (281 amino acids)
Biological process (GO): cell redox homeostasis
Source: RefSeq, a predicted model, not a curated record